GCUAUAUCAUUCAGUUAACAACCGUCAGGCCACGUGAUAACUUCUCCGCGUUCCGCGUCUUAUAAGUACUUCAAAGCGUUAUACUAUAAAGUCUAUCUAUAUCGCAGUUCACAUCUGUGACAUCAUAAUUACGCAUCAUUUACACGAACGACAGCAAAUAAGUUGCUGCAGACAUGGAUUAUAUAUUUCUUUUCCUAGUUACAUUUGUCUUAGGAUUCUGGAUAUUUAAAAAAAUGAAAGAUUGGAAAGAUUUACCACCAGGACCUUGGGGACUCCCGAUUAUUGGGUAUUUACCGUUUAUCGACAAAGUUCAUCCGCACCUUACUUUGACAAACUUGACACGAGAAUAUGGACCUGUUUAUGCUAUUUCUAUGGGCAGUGUUUAUACUGUUGUUCUUUCGGAUCAGAAGUUAGUUCGAGAGGCUUUUUCAAAAGACAACUUCUCAGGACGAGCUCCGUUAUAUCUGACGCAUGGAAUCAUGCACGGAAAUGGUAUAAUUUGCGCUGAGGGUAGUCUGUGGAAGGAUCAACGCAAACUCAUUACAAUGUGGCUAAAAAGUUUCGGAAUGAGCAAACACAGCGUGUCCCGCGAUAAAUUAGAAAAACGCAUCGCAUCGGGUGUUAAUGAAUUAGUUCAAAACGUUGAAGAUGCAUCUGGAUCGCCGAUCGAUUUGUCUAAAUGGAUUAUGGACUCGCUGGGGAACGUGGUGAACGAUAUUAUCUUUGGAUAUAAGUUUCCUCCUGAUAGCAAGACAUGGCUCUGGCUUAGAGAGAUCCAAGAGGAAGGCUGUAAUGAAAUGGGUGUGGCAGGAGCUGUUAAUUUUCUUCCAUUCCUGCGAUUUAUCUCCCCAUCUAUUCAAAAAACAAUGCAAGUAUUACUGCGUGGCCAAGUACAAACACAUAGACUUUAUGCCAGUAUCAUUGCAAGGCGAAGGAAAAUGCUUGGUAUUGAGUCGCCAGCAGGGGCUGUCUUUGAAAAACAUCGCGGCCUCCUAGAUGAGCAUCCAGAGGGCUUCAUUAAAUGUGUCAAAUAUAGCAAAUACGCAACAAACACAGAAGAGCAUUACUUCGAUCCUAACACACUUAUACCUUUUGAAGAUGAAUGUAUACUUGACAACUUUGUCAAAGAGCAGAAACGAAGGUAUGAUAAUAAUGAAGAGGCAGCCAAAUACAUGACGGAUGAACAACUACUGUUUGUUCUAACUGAUAUGUUCGGAGCUGGAAUAGACACAACGGCUGUAACUCUUUCAUGGUAUUUCAUUUACAUCGCUUUGUAUCCUGAAGAGCAGGACCGGGUCCGAAAAGAAAUCCUUUCUGUGUAUCCUGAAGAAUGUGAGGUAGACAGCACAAAACUUCCAUAUUUAAUGGCAACUAUAUGUGAAACUCAAAGGAUUAGAUCAAUAGUCCCUGUUGGAAUACCUCACGGCUGUAUGCAAGACACAUAUUUGGGUAACUACCGCAUACCAAAAGGUACUAUGGUUGUGCCUCUACAAUGGGCAAUACACAUGGACCCUAAUGUUUGGGAGAAUCCAAAUGAAUUUAAGCCAAUUCGAUUUAUUGAUGAACAAGGAAACUUAAUAAAACCACAGGAGUUCAUACCUUUUCAAACAGGGAAGCGAAUGUGCCCUGGCGAUGAGCUAUCAAGAAUGAUAACUGCUGGAUUUGUGGUUCGUUUUCUACGUGCUUUUAAAGUUAGCUUGGCUUCCGAAAAACCAACAGAUUUUGAAAUGUUGGGGACCGUUGGUGUAACCUUGGCACCACCCCAUGCUUUGUUCCGUUGUGAAACAAUUUAAAAAAAUUCUUAAAAAUAUCACUUCAGAACCUCAUUUUUAUUGUAUCUCGAUUGUUAAGUAGAAUUCAGUUAGAUGUAUGUAUUGAAUCAAUAAAUAUGAAUUAUUAA
Molecule: messenger RNA, 1900 nt
Organism: Leptidea sinapis
Lineage: Eukaryota; Metazoa; Arthropoda; Insecta; Lepidoptera; Pieridae
Gene: phtm
Product: cytochrome P450 306a1
Exons: 8
Coding region: 174-1793 (539 amino acids)
Biological process (GO): xenobiotic metabolic process
Cellular component (GO): cytoplasm; intracellular membrane-bounded organelle
Molecular function (GO): iron ion binding; oxidoreductase activity, acting on paired donors, with incorporation or reduction of molecular oxygen, reduced flavin or flavoprotein as one donor, and incorporation of one atom of oxygen; heme binding
Source: RefSeq, a predicted model, not a curated record